GGAGCUUGCAAAAGAUUUUGUUGUUGCCGGCACUGCAUCUGAGUCUCUGUAUGGUGCUUGUGAAUCGAUGUUUAAGCCUGACAUGGAAGCCGAGGAAUUGUUUGAAACCAUCUCCCAAGCACUGUUAUCAUCUGUAGACCGUGACUGUCUCAGUGGCUGGGGUGGACAUGUCUACGUUGUCACGCCAACAGAAGUAAAGGAAAGGAUUUUGAAGGGAAGAAUGGAUUAACUUCUAAGCUAUCUACUAAACUACUUCAGUUCAUCAACUCAACCACUUCAGUUUACUUUGUUUUCUGUUUAAUUCGGAGCUGAAUGGCAGAACAUGUAAUGGGUACCUUGUUAUUGUGCACUUCAAUUAAACGAACCCAGAAAAUUAUUUACAAACUGGUUCAGCUGUUCUAUAUUAUAUAGAUUUUUUAAGAUUAUCUGCGAAACUAGAUUCUGGAAUCGGGUAUGCUGUUGAAUUAAAUUAUGAGAGAUGUAUUGGAAUGUUUCUAGGA
Messenger RNA from Lathyrus oleraceus (garden pea), 500 nucleotides. RefSeq names its product proteasome subunit beta type-3-A. Gene Ontology annotation, cellular component: proteasome core complex, beta-subunit complex; cytoplasm; proteasome core complex. The record is from RefSeq and is a predicted model, not a curated record. NCBI's taxonomy places the organism in Eukaryota, Viridiplantae, Streptophyta, Magnoliopsida, Fabales, Fabaceae. Gene Ontology annotation, biological process: proteasome-mediated ubiquitin-dependent protein catabolic process.